CGGAUGCCUGGGUUCUACAGCUGACUCGUGUCCGUCCGUCCCCCCCAGGCCACGCGAUUGAGGCCGGCUGGUUCCUGCUCCGAUACGCCCAGCGGCAGGGGGACGCGGCGCUGGCCGCUCAGGCCAUCGAGGGGUUCAUGGUGCGGCCGUUCCAGGCGGGCUGGGACCCCGAGCACGGGGGGCUCUUUGCCUUCCAGGAUGUGGAUGGGCUCUGCCCCACACAGCUGGAGUGGAGCAUGAAGCUGUGGUGGCCCCAUGCCGAGGCCAUGGUGGCGUUUCUCAUGGCCUACGCACACAGCCGCGACCCCGCCCUGCUCCGCCUCUUCCACCAGGUGGCUGAGUACGCCUUCGAGCGGGUGAGUGUGGGCCCCGGACGCCUGGGUUCUUGGGGGGGAGGGGGAUAGGAGCCCGGACGCCUGGGUUCCAUGC
Messenger RNA from Chrysemys picta bellii (western painted turtle), 429 nucleotides. The record is from RefSeq and is a predicted model, not a curated record. NCBI's taxonomy places the organism in Eukaryota, Metazoa, Chordata, Testudines, Emydidae.